Molecule: messenger RNA, 405 nt
Organism: Staurois parvus
Lineage: Eukaryota; Metazoa; Chordata; Amphibia; Anura; Ranidae
Source: the annotation of a GenBank genome assembly
AUGUCCUCCCAUUCUAACCGCGCAUGCGCGGCUCUGGGAGCGCGCAGCAUGGCGAUCGGAGGUGGGCGGAUCACCGAUCAAUGGAAAGAGCCGAAGAUGUCGGCUCAGUCAUGUGAUCAGCUGUGUCCAAUCACAGCUGAUCACAUCAGUGCUACCUGUCAGUGUCCAUCAGUGCCAGCUGUCAGUGCUCAUCCAUGCCACCUGCCAGUGCCCAUCAGUGCCACAUUUUAGUGCCUACCAGUGCACAUCAAUGCCACAUAUCAGUGCCCAUCUGGGCUGCCUUUCAGUGUCACCCAUCAGUGCCAGUCAGUGCCACCUAUCAAUGCCAGUCAGUGUCACCUAUCAGUGCUGCCAAUCAGUGCCAGUCAGUGCCGCCUAUCAGUGUGCAUCAGUGUCGCCUAUCAG